Perkinsus marinus ATCC 50983 is the source of this 561-nucleotide messenger RNA. RefSeq lists its product as hypothetical. Gene Ontology annotation, molecular function: nucleotide binding; nucleic acid binding. Lineage: Eukaryota; Perkinsozoa; Perkinsida; Perkinsidae. The coding region runs from base 1 to 561 and encodes 186 amino acids. The transcript has a single exon. The record is from RefSeq and is a predicted model, not a curated record.
AUGCGGGCUGAUGCCGUCUUCAGUGAUGCUGUGGUAGAGGAGUGCAUACAGAUGAUGCCGACCACACUCGAACAACUCUGUCAAGUACAGGGUCUUGGCGAGUUCCGAGUAGAGGCCUAUGGCCCUGCCAUUUUGGAGGCUUUGGCGGGCUUGUCUGAAGAUCCGCAACCAACACGAUUCGAUAGUGACGAUACCGAGUCGCGGACAGCUUUAGAUAUGCCCUCUCUCGGGAAAGAGAGCCGUGCGAUACCUGAUUGUAGGACUGUCACCGGGCAGCAGGAAGUACAAUGCGCCACUCGAAUAGGACAGUCCCAUGUUCGUUCGGAAAGAGAUAACUCGGGAAAGAGCAAGAGGUCGGAGCUCUUUGCCUUCCAGGAUGUUGCUCUGGCAGCGUGGCGGAGCGACUCCGGCGGUAGUUUUUUCCCUAACAGGGAACUGCUUUCGAACAGGCAGCUAGAGCCUUCACCCUUACCGAUGCGAGCUGAAGCAGUUACCCCAGCAGAGGGUGCGCCGAAACGCAGAGUGGGCUUCUAUGAUCACUUAUUCGAUGGACUCUUUUAG